AUGGAAGUGGUUGUCGCCCUUCAAGCACUCACUAAUCUUUCACUGAAUAUCUCCACUGAGCAGAUUCCUCAAUUUGUACCAGCCAUACCGCAUUGUCUGUCACGACUAUGGGUCCGAGGAGAGCCCAACAUCAAUGCUCUCCGAUUACUCGUCAAUCUGAGCUGUUGCCCCGACAUGGUGCCGUACAUGCUUGGCUCAAAGUCAGUGAGUGGUCUGCUACGAUUGUUGGACACCGAUCGUGAAGAGGUUUUGCUUCGCGCCAUCACGUGGCUGUUAUGUACGUCGUCAGCAGUGGACGCACUUCAUCUGACCUACGACAAAAUAGCUUGCCAUAAUCAGGACCCAUUCCGUAAUCCAGCACACACACUCUACCAUUCCAUAUACGGCCCAAAAGGUCGGGAGGAGCUGGAAGUACGUGCUAGAGAACUGACGCAUCACUCGAACGCUGACGUUUGCAAUAAAGCUUCAAGAUUACUGGAGAUACUGAAGAACAUUCCACCGUUCGCAACACCCGGCUCGCAAUUGAAUCGAUUAUGA
Cooperia oncophora is the source of this 537-nucleotide messenger RNA. NCBI's taxonomy places the organism in Eukaryota, Metazoa, Nematoda, Chromadorea, Rhabditida, Trichostrongylidae. The record is from the annotation of a GenBank genome assembly.